Messenger RNA from Malaclemys terrapin pileata, 762 nucleotides. Its product is annotated as PAX-interacting protein 1-like. The record is from RefSeq and is a predicted model, not a curated record. Bases 17 to 670 code for a protein of 217 amino acids. Lineage: Eukaryota; Metazoa; Chordata; Testudines; Emydidae. The transcript has 2 exons.
UCGGGGGACGCAGAAGAUGAUGAUGAUGAAGACAAUGAAGAUAGCUCACAGCAAGGAAGUGGAGAAACCGGUUUCCCCAACAGCCAGGAUAUGUUUAUCACCCUGGACCUGGAACCCAGUAACCCCCAAACUCACCCAAGGCAUGCUCCCAGACCCUGAGGGCACACAAGGGACCUCUGCUGCAAAUGUUUCUCCUUCGCAGAGGCUAGUGAAGAUUAGAAGGAGAAAACGUCAGACUCGGGAUGAUAUGUUCUUGGAGCUCCAGAUGUCCUCCCACGCUGACAGAGCACAGCAGAAUGCGUGGAGGCAGUCAAUGUCAAAGUGCAAAAAAGCACAAUAUGAACGAGAGGAGAGGUGGCGGGCUGAAGAGAGCAAGUGGCAGGCUGAAGAGGAUAGGUGGCGUCAGCUUGCUGACAGAAGGCAAGAGUCGAUGCUCCGGCUGCUGGAGCAUCAAACUGAAAUGCUUCAGCGUAUGGUUGAGCUGCAGGAAAGGCAGCAGGAGCAGAGACCGCUGCUACAGCUCCUGUGUAACCAACAGCCCUCCUCCCCAAGUUCCAUAGCCUCCUCACCCAGACGCCCAAGAACACGGUCGGGGGGCCUCCGGCCACCCAGCCACUCCACCCCAGAUGAUUGCCCAAGCAUCAGAAGGCUGGCCUUCAAUAAGAGUUAAAGUUUUAAAGUUUUAAACUGCAGUGUGUCCUUAUCCUUCCCUCCUCCCCCACCCCUCCCGGCGCUUCCAUACUCCCCCACCCCUCCUGGGCU